Messenger RNA from Neodiprion virginianus, 8283 nucleotides. It is a transcript of the gene Pkc98E, whose product is annotated as protein kinase C. Gene Ontology annotation, biological process: protein phosphorylation. NCBI's taxonomy places the organism in Eukaryota, Metazoa, Arthropoda, Insecta, Hymenoptera, Diprionidae. The coding region runs from base 1082 to 3340 and encodes 752 amino acids. Gene Ontology annotation, molecular function: ATP binding; diacylglycerol-dependent serine/threonine kinase activity. The transcript has 9 exons. The record is from RefSeq and is a predicted model, not a curated record.
GUUUCGGAUCCUUCUACUUCAUGCUGGUAGAGAUUCCGCGAAUGGUGCCGCGGCGACAACGCGACGGACGAACCGAUCGAGCGACGGAGCGCGACGUCUGUGCUGACGGAGCGAAGGGAGCGACGAAGGAAGGACGGAAGGUGGCUUCGCAGGAGGGUGAAAGGGAGGCAAGGGAGGGAGCGAACGAACGAACGAGCAACGCUAGAUAUUCCCCGUUCCGCCGCGUAUAUCUUGGCCGUGUUAAAGGGGCCCUUGGAUGUGCCUUGGAUAGUCGUGCGGAUCGAGCCCUGGGUCUCGAGUUUUUUUCCCUCUCGUUAACUGCAUCGGAGUCGGUGAAUUUUUACGGAAAAUCGACCUUGAUGGCUGUCAGGGUAUCGCGGCGGGUCUGUAACUCGUCAGUGUCGUUUAACCCCGACUUUUUUAUUAAAGUGUCUCGUUCGACACUGCUAUGCUACGCUAGUUGUUAAGUAUUAUGUGCAACCGUCGGGAGGAGGGAGAACCAGCGUUGAUUGUUGAGCAACGGUGACCAGAAUAAAGAGAAAAAAAGAUAAAGAAGCUAGAAGGAACGAAGAAAAAGUCGCAAAGAGGGAGUCCGCUUUUUUUAAAACUGGAACUACCAACCUCUGUUUUCUCGACCCAACAACUACACACCGUUACUGUCGGCCGCACCAACACUCAUACCACCAACGGUGAAGGUGAACGCUCAACGUUAGACGAGGAAAAAAAAAGACUACGAUAAAAAGAAAAAUAAUAACAAUAAUAAUAAUAAAACGAAGAAGAAGAAAAAGAGGAAGAGGAACCAAUCAGUCACAAAAUAAACACGAAUCACCGCGUUAUCAAAAGUAGUGAAAAAUUUUGAUUCCUAUUUUUCUCCCGUUUCAUCUCCUCUCGUAAAUUGUCCCACAUCUUUGCAUCCCCAGGGAUUCUCUCGGUAUUGGAAUUCGAGUAUAAAUCCGAGAGUAAGUAAAGAGAAAAGAAGAAUCACCCACCCUAAAGCAGACUGUCAAAAACACCUGGGGUUUCAUCGUCAGUCGUUGAGACGGUCAAGCGUAUACAAUAAAGUGGCAGGGAGACAGGUAAAAUGUUCACUGGCACGGUUAAGGUAAAAAUAUGCGAAGCAUCUGGCCUGAGGGCAACGGAUAAGCAGAGAAAAUUCUGGCAAGACGAACCGCCGAUUCUGGAUCCCUAUGUCCUUCUGGACGUCGACGAGAAUCAGCUCGACCGCUCUUCGACCAAACCAAAGACCUUCGAUCCUGUGUGGAACGAAUCGUUCACGCACCAUGUCCUGGAUGCGGGGACGCUCGGGCUCACCGUUUUCCACGACGCAGCUCUGCCGCCCGAUGAUUUUGUGGCCAAUUGCAGCAUCAGAUUCGAAGAUCUGGUUCACCGAGAAGACGAUGCAGCUGAUUUCUGGGUCGACCUUGAGCCGCAAGGAAAACUGAGGAUACGAAUAGACCUGAAAUGGACGAAUCAAGAGCAACAACAACCUGGCUGCGGAAGCGGUGGGUUGGGCGGAGGGUCCGGAGACACAGGCGGCGGAAGCGGAGUAGGCGCAGCGAUAGGAGGAAAAGAGCCGAGACGAGAGUUUAAAGAGCGACAAGGUUUCAAUCGCAGAAGAGGGGCGAUGCGAAGAAGGGUGCAUCAAGUCAACGGGCAUAAAUUCAUGGCGACUUUUCUGAGGCAGCCUACAUUCUGCUCCCAUUGUGGCGACUUUAUAUGGGGCUUCGGCAAGCAAGGGUAUCAAUGUCAAGUCUGCACAUGUGUUGUUCACAAAAGAUGUCACGAGUCCGUCGUCACUGUUUGUCCAGGCAUGAGAGACGAAGUAAGUGUUGAACGAACCAAGUUCCUCGAACAGAAACUGAUUUUUUCUCAAGGAAACGUUCAUAUUUUACAGACAACCCAGAGUACCCAGAGCCAAAGAUUCAGUGUCAAUGUUCCCCAUCGCUUUGUCGUACACAGUUUCAAACGGUUCACAUUCUGCGAACAUUGCGGGUCUCUUCUGUACGGUCUUAUAAAGCAAGGCCUACAAUGCAAAGUCUGCCAUAUGAGCGUGCACAAGAGAUGUCAAAAGAAUGUUGCAAACAAUUGUGGUAUCAACAGAAGGCAUUUGGCUGAUCUCUUGAACGAAAUGGGAAUCUCGCCGGACAAUAAGAACAAACCGGCCAGGAUCAACUACCAGUCAUCGAGCCAAUCUGGUGGCUCUGGGUCAUCGGCUCCCCCGAACGAAACGUUCUCCGAAGGGGUGCCAGCCUCGAAAUUGAAAGAACCGACUGACAGCGGAAGCGGCCCAGAUACCGGCUACAGGAAGCUCGGGCUCGAAGAUUUUCAUUUCAUCAAAGUCCUUGGCAAAGGAAGCUUCGGCAAGGUAAUGCUUGCCGAAAGAAAAGGGUCACCGGACGAAGUUUACGCCGUCAAAGUACUCAAGAAGGAUGUCAUCAUUCAGGACGACGACGUCGACUGUACCAUGACAGAGAAACGCAUACUAGCUCUGGCAGCCAAGCAUCCGUUUCUCACCGCCAUACACAGCUGCUUUCAGACCAAAGAUAGGCUCUUUUUCGUUAUGGAAUAUGUCAAUGGAGGUGAUCUGAUGUUCCAAAUUCAAAGAGCUCGCAAGUUUGACGAGGCUCGUGCACGUUUUUACGCUGCCGAAGUUACGCUGGCAUUACAAUUUCUUCACAAGCACGGUGUGAUAUACCGGGAUUUGAAAUUGGACAAUAUAUUGUUGGACCAAGAGGGGCAUUGCAAACUUGCCGACUUCGGUAUGUGUAAAGAGGGCAUAAUCGAAGGUGUCAAAACCACGACGACGUUCUGCGGCACCCCCGAUUACAUCGCGCCUGAGAUACUUCAGGAACUGCAGUACGGCGCGAGUGUCGAUUGGUGGGCGCUCGGCGUUCUUAUGUACGAAAUGAUGGCCGGUCAGCCACCGUUCGAAGCUGAAAACGAGGACGAUUUAUUCGAGUCAAUAUUGAGAGACGACGUCCUUUAUCCGGUAUGGCUGACCAAGGAAGCUGUUGCCAUUCUGAAGGGAUUUAUGACCAAGAAUCCCGCCAAAAGAUUGGGAUGCGUUGCGGCUAACGGAGGCGAGAAUGCCAUACGACUUCAUCCAUUUUUCCGAGACAUGGACUGGGAGGCGCUCGAGGCUCGCAGACUGAAGCCUCCUUUUAAACCGAAAAUUAAAAACAAAAAGGAUGCAAUGAACUUUGAUGCCGAGUUCACGAAAGAAGAGCCGGUCUUGACACCGGUGAAUCCUGAAGAUUUACGCUGCAUAAAUCAGGAAGAAUUCAAGGGAUUCUCAUUCGUUAACACAGACUACAAUCCCGCAAGACUUGCGGGCGAAUAAACGCAGUUGAUAAAAAUCACUUGGAUGUUACGAUCAAGUAAGUUUUUUUUUUUUUUUUUUUUUCCCACCCUCUUCGUUGUUUUCAAGAUAUGUGUAAUGUUUCAUUGGUCGAACUGUACGAGAGGGUAACUGUUCGGUAUGGGUUCAAAUUAAUUCAAUCUAAUUUCAAUGAAAACGGAAGAAAAGUGUAAGCCGUGAAUCGGAGUGAAAAUUGGAAUUUAAACAAGUAACAAAACGUAUACCGCGAUGGAACCUGGUGAGGUCUGAUUUUUCAUCUAAUCUGUAUACAAUAUAGCAAAAGAAAAGAAAAGAAAAACGAAAGGAAGGUCAGAUGAUUUACGAGAAAAUAAGCAUAUCGCAAAUGUUUAUAUGUGACAGAGAUGAAAGUAUAACGAACGGUCAGGCUGCUUGUAGCUUAUCGUAGAAAAGAGAGAGAGAGAGAGAGAGAGAGAGAGGGAGAGAGAGAGAGAGAGGGAGAGAUAGCUAAGGUACUUAUAAUGAGUUAAGCGGAGUAUGGAAUUUUUUCUUUUUUUUCACCGCGAAACUCAUCGGUAUACACGAUUUAUUUUUGGAUAAACCAGAUGAUAGGAAAAAUGGAAGAAGAAAAAGUAGGUGGAGGUUGUGUUUCAAUGCAGUAACAUAAUAUAAUGAUCGACGGACAGUAGUUUAUUAUUUAUUACGUUGACGCAUUUUUUUUUAUCUCGUUCGUUUGAUCUUAGCGCGUUGCUGCUGGUAACUAGCGCGCACAAAACAAAAACAAAAAAAAUAAAAAAUGAAAAAAAAAACCGUCAACUACAACAAAUUUUGCACAAAUAUUACCUCAAGGAGAGCAACUUUUGGUAAAGUUUUAUGCGAACAUGAUUGCAAGUGCACGAAACUUUAAGAAUUAUAGCCCAUGCACAAAAUUGUUGAUAAAAAAAAAAAAAAAAAAAAAAAAUUUGCGAGAUCUGAGCUUUUUCAAACACGUUGUAAAAACGUUAGAAAUUGUAUUUUAAAAAAAAAAGGAAAAAAAAGAAAACAAAGAAACUAAGAUUAUAACUUCGGUUCGUUUAAUUAGUCACAAAUUUUAUCGAUUGUUGCUUUUUAAUCGUUAAAUUUAUAGAAAGGUUAUUUAAGCGAUUAGCGAUUUCUGUUUUCCAUGAUUAAUGCAUUUUGUGUUUAUACAUUUAAAUUCCGCUUCGGGUAGAACCUGAUGCUUUUUCCAUCUCAGAUUAGUUUUUUCAAGCCCGCGUGAUAAUAUUAUUGACAAAUUUUAUUAAUGAGCAAAUGGAUAAUAAUUUAUGAUUUUAUAAGUCAGGUUCAAAAACCCCUAUUUCUAUGAUAAUGCCAUAGUUUGUUACAAAAAUAUAGUAUCUAUUUGGACACAGGUAUAUAUAUAUAUAUAUAUAAUUCAAACAAGAGGAAGAGAGAAAUAAAAUUGAAUAAUAAUAAUAUUAACAACAACAACAACAACAACACUUAUAAAAUAUUAAAUAUUAGUAUGAAAUUAAGGUUAUAUAUUAUAUGCAGGCCACAGGUGGUCUGACCAGAGUAUAUUUAAAUUAUUUUAGCGUACGCCUACCGUAAACAUAUAGUGACCGUAUGUAAAAGAAUAUUUCAAGAAUUUAACAAAAAUGAUAAAAAGAUAAAUCAUACACAUAUAACGUUUAAUUAAGAUACGAUGCAGGCGCAAGCAGAGGAGGAAAAGAAAAAUCAAGUUUUAGUAUAAAGUUAAGAUUUAAAAAAAAAAAACAUAAAUAAAAAAAAAUUAAAAAAAAACCAAAAAAAUAUAUAUAUAUACACAUAGUCAUUGAUGCACCUUCCAGGAUAUUCGUACAUGUUGUCUCUAGUUAGGUACCUUUAAGACUUGAAAACAAUUCUCGACUCGUUGUACGACGGUGGAGAAUCUAUAAAAAUAUAAAAUAUGCGUUAAUAAAUAAGUGAACAAAUUAAUUAUAAAAUAACUAUCGUGCGAAGGUUCGCCGAACGGUUCUUUCGAUCGCAAUUCGCUCGUCUGCGUCGUUUGCCGAGUUUCCGCCGCAUAACCACAAGAACACGUUACAAGUUGUGUCAAGAAAGAUGUGUGAAUUAGGAAUAAAGUGUAAUUGGCGUACUUAAACAAAACAAAAGAAAACAAAAAACGGGAAAAAAACACAAACAAACAAAAAUAAAACUACAAAAUAUUGAUAAUAUUAUAUUAACCAUGGAGUGUAGAGAUCUUAUGGUAUAAGAUAGAGGAUGAAAAAAAAAGAAAACCGCUAGUUUACCAAUCAAGCAUUACGUAUCUAUUUAUUAUAAAGUUAUUGCAAAUCGAAAAGCCGAACGAGAGUCUUUGUCGACGGACGGUUUUUUGAGAUGCACACGUUUGCCGUGCAAGUUAUAAAAAUGGCGGAUGACGGCGGAGCUGGUUGCAGUUUGCCAAAAACCAUUUGGAUGUUUACCUAUAAUAAUAAUAAUGAGAUAAACGACAAAUUAACUAACAAAAAUAUUACAAUGUUAAUUAUUAAUAUUUAAAAAUAACGAUGUACUGCAUACGUAUUUAUAUAUCAUAUACGCCGAUAAAUCUAUGUAUAUAAUUUAUAAAUAUAGAAAAUGUGGCACUCUAUUGAUUAACCGUACAUAUAUUUAUACAUACAUACGUAUACAUAGACGUAUGUAUAUGUAUAAAUAUUGUAACAUAUAUGUGCGAUAAAAUUAUCAAUUACGGUAGAGUUUUUCUUCUGGACCAUUUUGUGACAAAUCAGCCCCAAAUCGUUACAAAAUGGACCAUAAUAAUAACAAUAGUAAUAAUAAUAACACAGUAUAAUAUAAAAUGUAAAAUACGAUAGGAUGGGUUUGAGUAAUUCGAUGUUAUCAUUACGGACUAAGGAUUAGCGUGUCACGCACACGAUCGCUUGAAUUACUUACAUGAUCAUUAACGCACUAACUACGUGUAUAAUAAUCGGUAUAAUCGUUGUACCGUUCAAGCACCAUAUACGUACCAUACAUAAACACAUAUACAUAUACACAAAUAUACAAAUAUACAAAUAUACAAAUAUACAAAGAAAAAUAAAUAUAUUGUAUACGGAAUUUAAAUCUAAUGCGGGGUAUGCUUCGAGUCUGUGCGGGACUCGAAUCAUACAGCUUAAUAGCGUUAGACUUGAUAGUUGUAUACGUAUUAUGUACAACAAGAUAUACGCGUUCUCUCGCCGUUGCGAGGAGAGGUGGGAGAUAAUUUGUACGCCAAUCGCUCCGAGUCGCCGGACUUUCCAAAGCGAUUCGUUCUAUCCCUCGGCAUAUCUUGUACGGUGCAAGGUUUACAAAAAGCCAACUUGAGAAAUGAUAGAAGAGGGGCGAACGAAAACGGAAAAUGAUUUGAGGUGACGAGGGCGUAGGACUGGAGGACCGGUUUCACACGUUAUUCGUAAACGUUGCGUAAUCGAUUGUUUGUCGCACGAUGUUUUACCGUCGUAACGUCAGGUCAUCAGCCUUGUCCUCGUCGAUUUGCCAACCGAUUCGAAACCAAGCCGAAUAUCGAUUUACCCGAGUCGACGUCGAAAGACAUCGAGGCUUUUCCUCGUUCUCUCGGUGACCUUUUUUUCGUGAUCGGUUCUUAGUUUGUUUGCAAAAAAAUUUCACCGUGCUAAAAUUGGAAGACAAUCGGGAGGGCGGUUAUUAUUCACGCGGUUCCGUUUAACGACUUUCGUCCAACCAAUUUUCGAACAAUCUCGCCAUUCGUGACGAAGAAUUAAACGGUCAUAAAAAUAACGUGAAAACGUCGAAGAGAAACGUCGACGUGCUUAGCAAGUUUCGAGCAAGACAGGCACUGCCGAGAAUCGGAAACUAAAAACGACAGAUUUAGAUGCAUUCUUGUAUCUCUUGAUAAUAAUCGUAACAGUAACAGUUAUAGUAAUGUUGAUAAUACUAACGCGAGCAACAAUAAUCAUCGCUUACAUUAAAAGUAGUAGUAUCAAUAAGUAUCGGGUUGCAAAUAAAGAUUUAGAAAAAAAAAAAAAAAAACGUUUGCGCUAUUACAAAAGGCAAGCGCGCGCCGCAUUGACUGAUGUCUAGUCAGAAGAUUUAACAAAAGGAAGGGUGUCACGUUGAACUUGAAUGUUCAGUCGGGAGAUGCAAAAGAUAGAGACAAAGAGAGAAUAUUAGAGUAACACCGGAUGUUUAUUCUAAUGAUAAUUAGAACUGUAAUAAUAAGAAACUAAUAAUAAUAAUAAUAAUAACAAAAACAACAACAACAACAACAGCAGUAAUAAUAAUGAUAUUGAAACAAAAAAUAAAAAUUGAAGAGGAAUAAAAUUAAUUGAAGUUUAAAGAAAAAAAAAAAAAAAAAUGGUUAGUCCGGCCUACGUUUAGUAACACAAGGUAGAGCGUUAAAAAGUAAGAAGGGAUUAACAAAACUGUAUUAUACAUAUAUAAUGUAUAUACAUAUAGUAUAUGUAUAUACCAUAUACAUGAUAUAUCAUUUAAAAAAAAGUUUGAAGAGAGAAAACAGAGAACGGAAGAAAGGUGGAAAAAACAUAAAACAAACUUAGCAUAGACACGAAAACUUCUUUGCAUUGAGUGCGUAGUGAUCGUUAAAAUAAGAUGCGUCAAGUUUUGUUUUUUUUUGCUAUGAGCGUACGUGCGAUAGAUGAGUUUGCGGUCAUAGCGAGCAUUGCAUAUGUAGAAUUGAUGACGGUAAAAGAAAAAAAAAAAAAAAAAAAAACGGAAAAAAAAGUUUGAAAAAAUGAAGCCAAAAAAAUAUCUAUGUUUUAGGUAUAUUUAGUAAAUGUUGAAUCUGGAGCGUAAAGAAGAUAAAUAUAAUUCAAACAUUUCGCCUUGGCUUUUUGCGAUGCUUAACUUUGUCGAGAAAUCAGAAUCGAAGAAAGAAAUGUGUGUAUAUACCAUAUGUUCGUGCGUACAUGGUUGUGGAAUAGAAAAAAAAAAAAAAAGAAAACAACAAAUAAAUAAAUAAAGUUUAAAAAAAAAAA